ACUGGAUGCAGAUCUAGAUCACACGGCACCACUCUCUGAUAUCCCCUCUCCUCUCCUCCGCUCCGCUCCCCUCCCCUCCCCUCUCUCUUAUGGCUUGAGAAGACUAGCUAGGCAACACGUUAGUUCACUAUUCGGCAGCAGGGGCUUCUCAUCCAGCCAGAAAUUUCUGAAUUGGCAUUGAGUUAGUGGACUGUCCUCAAAUCAUAGUCAUAAUAAACUCUAAUCCAUAAGCUGAUAUUGUUUGGAGAAAGCCCGGACAAGUGUUGUGCCUUUAAAUUUUUCGGAUAAAGAGUGGAGUCUUUGACUACUGCAGUACCAAUGGAUCGCCGAGCUAGUAUCACAAAAAUAGACCUGGAGUACAUGCUAUGCGAUGAGGAUGCAUACCCACGGGCCCUGCCAUUCUCACUUUUGGAACAAAUCACAAAUGGUUUCUCUGAUGAACAUAUAAUUGGCAGAGGUGGCUUCUCGGUGGUUUAUAUGGGAAAGCUUAGCAAUGGUGCCGUCGCUGUAAAGAGGCUGACACAUGCAUACAGACAUGAGGCAGCCUUCCAACGAGAGGUUGAGUGUCUCGUGAAGACGAGGCACAAAAGCAUCAUACGAUUUUUGGGAUAUUGUUCUGACACACAAGGGAGCAUGGGAACGUACGACGGAAAAUUUGUCAUGGCAGAAACACAACAAAGGUUGCUCUGCUUCGAAUACCUACCUAAUGGAAGUCUUUCUGAUUACAUCCAAGAUUCAUCGGCGGGACUUGAAUGGAGAGAGCGAUAUAAAAUAAUCAAAGGGAUUUGUGAAGGAUUAACUUACCUUCACCAUAAUAACAUUUUGCACUUAGAUCUAAAACCUGGAAAUGUAUUGAUGGAUGAGGAUAUGUUGCCAAAAAUUGCUGAUUUCGGCCAUUCAAGGUCCUUGGAGAAAUAUCAAACGUCGAUCAAUACAACAACAUUCUCAGGAACAUUGGGAUAUAUGGCACCGGAAUUUGCUGGCCAUAAGAUCACACGCACAUUUGACUUGUAUAGUCUUGGUGUUAUUAUCAUUGAAAUAUUGACAGGGAAGAGAGGGUAUCACAAUGUUGAAAAUAUACUUCAAAGUUGGAGUAAUAGGUCGAAUAUAUUGCAACGCGGCCAAAUACAAGUAUGCUCUGAGAUUGCGAUUGAGUGCAUGGACUUCAACCCAUCCAAAAGACCAGUAAGUACGCAGCAAAUAAUUGAUAGGCUCUUCGCUGCAGAAAGUAGUACACAGGUAAUCCCAGCUGGUGGGACAAGCAAGACUCUUCUCCUUGACAAGUUCGUGCUUUACUUCCCCUUCGAGCCCAACAAGGUUAUUACGUUCCCGCUGCAGCUAACAAAUAACACCAAUAAACACGUUGCAUUUAGGCUUACAAACAAGCACAUGGAGUCCUCUUUCCUUAGGCUGCCAUUGUAUGGCCUUGUGCCACCAAACACCCCUUACACUAUCAUCAUGACAACACAUGAGAAAGAAGAACUACCACCAAAGUAUAUCAUAGAUGUGAUCCUCCAUAGUGCUACACUAACAUUGGGGGAUGAUGGCCAUGUAUACACUUCCCAAAUCCAUAUAGACAAGUUUUUUCAAGAAAUGGCGAAUGGAGUGCAGGAGGUAAAGCUGAAGGCACUUUAUACUCUGCCACGACACAUCACAACAUUGUCGUUUAAGCCAAUCUCGCCCAGCACCCAAAUAAUAUGCAAGGUAAAAGGCCCCGCCCUGUAUUCUUUGGACACAAAUCAGGCCAAACAAUGGAUAAUAAUAGGAGAAGACAAUGGACAUGUUGGCUUUUGGGACUAUCAGACACAGAGAAAAGUGGAUUCAAUAAAAGUCUCCUCCAACCGUGUUACGUGCCUUAAAUUUAUUGAAAGAAAGCAAUGGAUUGUUGCUGGGACAAAUAAUGGUAACGUCCAUGUGUACGACUACAGACAAAUGAGAAAGAUCACAAGUUUCAGAGUUGGUACAUUUGAGGAUCUCGUCUCACUGGCUGUUCAUCCAACCCGGCCGUAUUUGCUGUCAGCGGGUACAAGCAUGAAACUUUGGGACUGGGACAAGGGCUGGGAGUGCAUCCAAACAUUCCAGGAUAAAAACCACGACACAACAUAUCAAGUCGCAUUUAACCAAAUUGGCACCUUUGUUGGUAGUUCAAUGGAUUACACAGUGAAGGUUUGGAGUCUAGAUUCAUGCGAAUGCAACCAUGCUCUGCUUGGGCAUUCAAACAAAAUUAACUGCUUGGCUUUCUUCACGUGCCACGAUGAGGAGUUUUUGGUUACAGGUUCAGAUGAUCAGACUGCCAAGAUAUGGUAUUUGCAGAAGAACAUAUGUGCAUAUACACUCGAAGCUUUCGUAUCUCCAGUUACAUCUGUCCUGUACCAACCAAGUCAUCAGACACUAAUUAUGGGUUCAAAAGAUGGUGCUAUUUAUUUGUGGGGCACCAAAAAUUGCAGGAUAUAUUCAUCUCCCCCCAUGCUUAAAAGGAUCAUCAUGAUCGGUUGUACGGGAGCUACCUACCAUCUCGCGUGUGCGAUGGGAAGGGUUGUGAUUGGGAAGGAAAACACAGUAGCAAUUAUGGAUAUUGAUAAUGUGAAUUAUAAGGAGCAAUCAACAUAUUACAGUGAGCAGCAGCCAAGUCCAGAUACAAGACACUAUGCUAGAGACACAACGUCCAGGCAGGAAAUCCUAUGGCCCAUCAACAAGCUACUUGACGUCCAGCCACUGGAUCUCCACUUCCCCUAUGAUUCCAAUGAACCAAUCCCAUGCUCACUACACCUAACGAACAACACUGAUGAAAAUGUUGCUUUUAGACUUGUCGACAAGAGCGGCAAAUCUGCAUGGUGCUUCGUAAAGAUGCCAUUGUACGGUGUUGUGCCUCGCAAAUCAACUUACAUUUUGAUUGUCACAACGAAAGAGGAGAUGAAACUAAAGGAAGAGACAGACUUUGAUCUUGUUAUUCAGAGUAUUUUAUUGGGAAACAAGUACAUAACUGUAUUUGACAACCAAACUGAGUCUGAUGAAGUUUUUGAAGAAGCCAAAGGGUUUGGGAAUAUGCUGCAUGAGGUGGCACUGAAAGCUGUUUAUCUACAGUUUGGAGAGAUCACGUCGGAGUGCUUUAUUCAAUCCCAGAAUAUAUUGGUGAAGUAUAAUCCUGACACUCUGUGUUCCCUGGAUGCACAUCCGGUAGAACCAUGGAUUUUAACAGGUCAUGGAAGCGGAUAUGCUCGUCUAUGGAACCAUCAUAUCAAGUACCCGUUGAGUUCGUUUAAAAUUUCAGAGUAUGCAGUAGGCUGCGCCAAAUUUAUUGCAAGACGGGAAUGGUUGGUAGCUAUAACAGAUCGUGGUCACCUCUAUGUUUACGACUGUGCAUGUGUAAUGAAUAUCAAAGAGAUCACGGCUGUUAGGCCUACUGGUGUCACUAUCACUCCACUACUAGCCAUUCAUCCAAUCCUUCCAUAUGUGCUAUCAUUUCCUACAAUGGUUUUAGACUGGGACCAGGGCUGGAAGGUCACACAAAUAAUUGAUGGUACUAGCAUGGUGACAGCCGCAUUUAACCCAGAAGACGCCAACAGUUUUGUGAGUGGGUCUUCUGAUGGCGAAGUAAAGAUUUGGAAGCUCGAUUCUACCGACCCUGAAUAUUGCCUCCAUGGUCAUUUGGAUGCUGUGAACUGCCUUGAUUUUUUGACACUCUGGGAUCGACAGUAUUUGAUUACUGGCUCUAAUGAUUGCUCUGCCAAGAUCUGGGAUAUGCAGAAAAGGGCCUGCAUUUGUACGCUGGAAGCUAUGUCACCAGUUCGUUGUGUCCUGGUCCAUCCAACACUUCCAGUCGUAAUUACAGGAACAGAACAUGGCAUCAUUCAUGUGUGGAGCUCCACUGAUUUCAGGCUAAAGAGAACCAUUAACUUAGGCGGUGGUGGACCUGUUGUUGGUCUCGCAUGUUUGAUGGGUUCACGAAGGGUUGUGAUUGGGCAAGGAAAUGCUAUACGUACCAUAGAAAUCCGUAAUGAUGACGGGAUCGACUGUCCUCCAAGCGAUGUAGACACCGGCCCCACCAUCGUUGGCAAGAAAUGAAAUUUGAACCAGAUCAAGGUGAAGAAACGGUCUUUGAAGGUUGUUUUGGUACAUGGCGUCAGGUGGUUUUCAGUUUGCCUCAAAGCCCUUGUCCCUAAUAGUUCAACAAUCCUUAGAGCAUUUGCAAGAAGUCUAUCACCAGCUUUGAAGCAAUAAUCGCCCUUGGUUCAAUGUCUUCUUCCAGAAGAUGAAUUUCAUUCUUGUCAGCGGCAAAUUCAUCGGUGGAAUCAUGUGAUGAGGACUAGGAGGAAUUUGCAAGUCGACAAGAGGAGUCUUAGGAUUUUGCACCAGACGUGAAUGAAAUCAAAUAUCACCAGCUUGGGAUCAAGUAACACUAGUAUGCUUGAACCCUUAGCUCUUUCUACCUUCUCAGCACGAUCCCUGAUAAUGUCAGCUAGGGUGUCUGAUUCUUGGACCUCAUCAUGUUUUUUCAUCCGACUUCCUCGGCUGGAAGGCUGGCCAUGUUGGGCAAUAGACUCGGUUUUUUGCCUGGGUACGGUGACGCAACUAGCAUGCUUGUUAAUUCAUUUUGCCCACAGGUAGAUUGCAUCAUUCCUUGUGCUACACGAAGCAAUAGACACGCCAGUUGUUCUCUGACAAGUGUUUGGAUCAGCAGAUAUAGUCACAGUAGCCAUGGGUGCUUAAGACUUGGGCCUUGAAGAACUAGGUUCAGCAGGCUUUGGCUUUGGUUUCCAAGCCUUUUUCUUCGCUUGCUGCACUUGGGAGGCAGAAGCAUUUGGAGCAACCACCCUUCCCUGGUUUUUCCUUGGCGGACCUAUAAUAUCUUUAGGAUAAACACCUCCAUCAGCUUGAGACCUUAAAGGACCAGGACUGAAGUUCAUCAGAUGAGCAUAAUUUUUGGCCGAGUUUUUCGCAUACGUUUAGUUGUCGUUGAAGAAUUCAGGAUCACGACACCAUCGCAUGCUUGAAGAACUACACAAGCUUGUUUCCCCCCUGUGUUCAUCCAAACUGCAGAAGCUCCGGAAGGACGUGGCCGUGAGACUCCUUGAUUUUUUCAAUAAAGGACAUUUCAUUGAAUAGAUAUAUCGAGGUGAUACAAUCGCAUCGAAAGAAAGCCCGGCCUCUGCAUAGGUAGAUGCACACAGCCAAAAAACUCCAGAGUAGCCUAAAAGCAAAAAAUAAUUCGAUACAAUGCCAAUCAAAGAAACAUGUCCAGCCUAAGGAGUGGCUGAUCCUAUCCGUAGGUCACACCGCCAUCCAUGGGGGUAGAAAACCUCCCUGGCCGUACGCUCCAGCCGUGUAGAAGCCAUUACAAAAAGGUCCAUGUCCUCCGGCCUCUGCAGGAUAGACCAAGUACGGAGCCAUCGUGUACACACAUGAAUAAUCUGCAUAGGAGAUGUGACAUAUUUGUUACUAAAAAUCACAUCAUUUCUGGUAAGCCACAGGGCCCAGCAUAAGGCCGCCGCUCCCACAAGAAUAUGUGCAGAAAAUUGUUUAUCAAUACACAGCAACCAGUUGCCGAACAUGUUCCAUGCACUACGUGGUGGGUAUAGAUUCUCAGCUACUUCAACUAUGGUCCAAAAUGCCCGAGCGAACUUGCACUCAAAAAAAUUGUUUAAUAGACUCGUCGUGUUGGCAAAAGACACAUGUAUUGAAACCAUGCCAGUUUCGUCGUGCCAGAUUAUCUCUAGUUAGGAUGACUCCUCUGUUAAGAAACCAAAGGAAAAUCUUCACUCUUAGAGGGAUUUUGAGCUUCCACAAUUUUCUGUUAUCAACUAGAACAUCACAAUGAACCAUUGCAUCAUACAUGGAUUUGACUGAAAAUUUGCCAUUCUGAUGCAAGUUCCAUCAAAAAAUGUCCGGCUCACCUGAAAGUUGAAUGUCUUCCAGGCGAGUGAGUAAUUCAUUUCAUGCUUCCAGGCAAGGGCCAAAAAGGUCCCCCCGAAAAGAAAUAUCAGGGUUUUCUUGUCCUAAAACUUGUUUGAUUGUGACAAAUUUAUGUCUAACAAUCCUGUACAAGCUCGGUUAUUGAACCAUUAGUGGGUUAUUCCCUAGCCAGAUAUCUUCCCAGAAUCGAACCUGAGAAUCGUCCCUAACUGAGAUGGUCCCAAAUUGGAAAAAUAAUUCCUUGGCCUUCAUCACACCACUCCAGAAAUGAGAAUCCCCGGGUUUCCAAUAAACUUGAGAAAUGGCAUUGGAUCCCACAUACUUGUUGCGAAUGAUUUCCUGCCAUACUCCAUUCUCAGUGAGUAGUUUGUAAACCCACUUGCUGAGAAGAGCAUUUUUUUUUAAUCUCAAGGUCUUGGAUCCCCCGUAAGACAAGAGCUUGGCCUUCCAACUGGCUAAGCAUUUCUCUACUCUCUCUUCCACAUGCUUCCACUCAGUGAUAGAUAAGUGCAGACAGUGUAUGGGAAUACCCAGAUAUCAAAUUGGAAACUGCCCGAGCCGGCAUCCAAAAAUCUCAGCAUACUCAGGUGCUGAUUCUGCAGCAUCACCAAAGCAAAAAAGAUCGCUCUUAUGAAAAUUAAUUUUGAGACCAGAAAGUUCCUCAAAAGCACAUAAGAGAAACUUGAGAUUUCUUGCCUUAUCUAGAUCAUGAUCCAUGAAUAGAAUAGUGUCAUCCGCAUAUUGUAGAAUAGAUAGACCAUCUUCUAUCACCGUCCAGCUUAGCCCGCUCGACAAGGCUAGCUAGCAUGUCGACCACAAUGUAAAACAAAAUAGGAGAAGCGGGGUCCCCUUGGCGAAGCCCGUUCCUUGUCUGAAAAUAGUUGCCAACGUCAUCAUUAAUUUUUAUGGCCACACUGCCUCCAGAGACAAAGCUCUCUACCCAACGCCAUUUUUGUGAAAACCCCUUCAUGCGCAAAGUUUGCAAUAGAAAGGGCCACUUAACCUUAUCGUAGGCUUUUUCAAAAUCUAUUUUAAGAAUGACACCAUUCAAUUUUUUUUGGUGAAGCUCAUGUACAGUUUUGUGCAAGACGACCACUCCAUCUAAUAUGUUGCGGCCUUGAAUAAAUGUUGUUUGAGUGGGUUUUACAACAUGGUCAGCCACCCCGUUCAAGCGAUUAGUUGCGACCUUCAUAAAGAAUAUAAAAUUUACAUUCAGAAGGCAAAUCAGUCGAUAUUGUUGAAUACGACUAGCCUCCUUAAUCUUAGGUAAUAGAAUAAUUUCCCCAAAGUUUAAACAAGAAAUGUCAAGGUCUUCAGCAUGCAGUUGGUUAAACAACUGAACCAAGUCUACCUUAAUGACGUCCCAAAAACAUUGAUAGAACUAUGUGGGAAAGCCAUCCGGACCCGGAGCCUUGUUGUGUUCCAUUUGAAAGACCAUAGUUCGAAUUUCCUCCUCAGAGAACGGGGAGGUUAGGAAUUCAUUUUCCGCUUUUGUAACUUGAGGAAUGUGAUGAGUAAUGGAUUCAUCCAGCUGAAAAUUUGAUUCAGUUGAAGGUCCAAAAAGCUCUUUGUAAUACUUAGUAAUAAAAGUUCUAAGUGGUACGUCCCCCUCAAUUCGGCCUUCCUCCUGGUCAAGGGCGAAUAUGCGUUUCUUUCUAUGUCUGCCAUUGGCAAGAAUUUGAAAGUAUUUUGUAUUAUCAUCACCUUGCACAAGCGAAUCCGCUUUGCAAAGUUGGUACCAUUUAAUCUCUUCCUCGCGUAGUAGGCGGGCUAUCUGCUCAUUUAGAUUGCUUUUUUGCUCAAUCUCAACUGCAGACAGAGGCCUCACCUCCGCUAUUUUAUCAAGGGAAUCAAUUAAGGUAGAAAGUCGUAGUUUUUCUUUUUUGUAGAUGCCAGCAGUAUGCUUGGCCCAUCCACGAAGGAAUCGAUGCAAUGCACGAGUUUGAUUAUUCCAUCGUUGAAUGGGUGUGUUACCGCGAGGCAGACGCGCCCACACUUUCUUAACCAGGUCAUGAAAUCCCUCUCUAGUGAGCCAUCCCAACCCAAAUUUAAAUUGGUGACGGUUAGAACUUGGGAUUGGUUGUCCAAAAUCGAUGAGCAAUGGAGCGUGAUCCGAUAAGGUCUUAAUUCUUUCUAAUGCCCGAACCGAGGCUAGGGGAUAUUUAUAUUCCCAGUCGGUGGUAACUAGCACCUGGUCAAGUUUUUCAAAGGUUGGCACCGUAUCGGUUGUUGGCGUAGGUAUACUGACGACCAGACAUCGUGAUCUCCCUCAGAUCCAGACUGUCAGUACCAACAUUAAAGAGGAAAGGUCACCUUGUAUCAAACAGCUUCUUGUCUUCCUCCCUCACCCACCUGGACCUUUUCGGAACUUGUAAGAUGGAGCGCUUGACUAACGAGCAAGAAGACGCCCUUCACCUCCUCGCCUCCCUCCAGCAACUCGAGUUUUCGAGAUUCGAGAAGCUUCAGGACCUCCCUGCAGGGCUGCACAAGCUUACCAAGCUCAAGCGAUUAGAGUUCGAAUCAUGUCCUGCCAUCCGGUCACUGCCCAAGGAUGGCCUUCCCAAAUCACUGCAAGAAUUAAGUGUCUGCUGGUGUGGCAACAAGGAGCUAAAAAAACAGUGCAGGGGGUUAGUGGGAACCAUCCCAAAAAUCAUCCUGGACUGAUCCAAGGCCUCUGCUUUGGACCCUUGUACAUUCUUCUAGCCUUGUGCAACUUAUUUGUUUGCACACAUGUACACUUGACACAUGCAUGACAUGGGGAUCUUGUGGCCAGCUUCCUUCCUGUACAUAAAUCUGGUGUUCGUUCGUGUUCAUCAGGAUCAAGAUUUGGCUUCUGCAUAUUUUGCAUUUAAAUUUGGGUUCUUGUCAUUCAUCGAGUCUUGGUAGUCUACUGGUCUAGUUCAAGUGCAAGGAUCAACAUAUCAGUAUGGAAAAUAAAUGAGAAUUUGGAGUCAUUCUACUGAUAUUAAGGAUCUUCACAAGAAUACCCCACACAUCAUGUCAGUGUACUCUUGGGGCCAAUUUCGGAACACAGCUAUCAUUAAAUAGUUGUGCCCAACAAGUUCCCCCAUUUGCAUGGAAAUCAACAAUGCAUUAGUAGCAGUCUGAAGAGCAAUCUCCUUGGAAGCAAAGGCUGUGUUUGACUAAGGCUUUCCUCUACAGCUGCAACAGCCAUGCACAAAUUGUUCUGAUCAGUGGCUGCAGUUUCAGCUGUUCCAACUGCUACUGUACCAAUAGCAAAAAUAACUCUUGAGCUGCACCGUGCAAACUUGUAAGUAUCCAUGAGUGGUGUGGAAACAGGCGGAGGGGCAUGGAAUACUAAAGAGGGCGGCAACUCCCACCAAAUCUUGGAUGCAGAGGGAGGCGGCAAUUGGCAGUUGCGAAGGGCGGACGGGGUAGGGCCGGCAGUGGCGGUUCGCAGUUGCAAAGUAUGAAGGACAUAUCAUCAGGAACUACCAUUUGCUGCAGUUAUUUCGAAGUGGUAAACAAACAAAGAAAGAAACAAACAGCAGUUUGCAAUUCUCUCUUUUAUUCCUCUGUUUCUUGGAGAGCAGAGGAAGGAGAAAAUGGGUCAUCCCACAUUCAGGACUGCUCUUCCAUUCAACUCUUGUAUACAAUCGAAUAGUAGUUUGCCACUGAUGUGGUGUUGGGAUUAACCACGAUGUAGUGGUUCCUUUGUCCGGCACGGACUAGAUAGUGAUUUGUAAUAAGACUCGGACUAGUUUAGGACUAGCAGCUUAGCUCCUUUGAAUAUCCAUGUACCCCUACGUUGUACUCUCUCUGUCUCAAAAUACUUAUCGGAAAAUUAGAUAAAAAUAAAUGUGCCCGC
Triticum dicoccoides is the source of this 9742-nucleotide messenger RNA. RefSeq lists its product as uncharacterized. The transcript is spliced from 31 exons. Gene Ontology annotation, cellular component: COPI vesicle coat. Gene Ontology annotation, molecular function: protein kinase activity; ATP binding; protein binding. Gene Ontology annotation, biological process: retrograde vesicle-mediated transport, Golgi to endoplasmic reticulum; endoplasmic reticulum to Golgi vesicle-mediated transport; intracellular protein transport. Bases 319 to 4065 code for a protein of 1248 amino acids. NCBI's taxonomy places the organism in Eukaryota, Viridiplantae, Streptophyta, Magnoliopsida, Poales, Poaceae. The record is from RefSeq and is a predicted model, not a curated record.